This is a messenger RNA of Mandrillus leucophaeus (drill), 1280 nucleotides long. RefSeq names its product ankyrin repeat domain-containing protein 30A-like. Lineage: Eukaryota; Metazoa; Chordata; Mammalia; Primates; Cercopithecidae. The annotation marks the transcript as partial. The transcript has 3 exons. The record is from RefSeq and is a predicted model, not a curated record.
AUUCACCUAGCCUAUCAAAAAGCUUGGAUGCAGUUGCUUCUUGUAAAAGAGCAAGGGAACUUAUAAAAGAUCACUGGGAACAACUUACAGCAAAAACUGAACAAAUGAAAAAUAAGAUUUGUGAACUAAAAAAGGAAAUAUCAAAAGCAAAAGAAAUAAAAUCACAGUUAGAGAAUAAAAAAAUUAGACAGGAACAAGAGCUCUGCAGUGUGAGAUUGACUUUAAACCAAGAAGAAGAGAAGAGAAGAAAUGAAAAAAAUAGGAAAGAAUUAGGAAGAAUUGAAGAGCAACAUAGGAAAGAGUUAGAAGUGAAACAAGAACUUGAACACGCUCUCAGAAUACAAGAUAUGGAAGUGAAGAGUGUAAGAAGUAAUUUGAAUCAGGUUUCUCACGCUCAUGGAAAUGAAAAUAAUCUCCUACAUGACAAUUGCAUGUUGAGAAAUGAAAUUGCCAUGCAACAACUGGAAAUAGACAAACUAACACACCAACGCCAGGAGAAGGAAAAUAAAUACUUUAAGGACCUUAAGAUUUUAAAAGAAAAGAAUGCUGAACUUCAAAUGACUCUAAAACAAGAGGAAACAUUAACAAAAAGGGCAUCUCAAUAUAGUGGGCAGCUUAAAGUUCUGAUGGCUGAGAACACAGAGCUCACUUCUAAAUUGAAGGAAAAACAAGACAAAGAAAUACGGGAUAGAGAAAUUGAAUCAUACCAUCCUAUACUGGCUUCUGCUGUACAAGACCAUGAUCAAAUUGUGACACCAAGAAAAAGCCAAGGACUUGCUUUCCACAUUGCAGGAGAUGCUUGUUUGCAAGGCAAAAUUAAUGUUGAUGUGAAUAAUACAAUAUAUAACAAUGAGGUGCUCCAUCAACCACUUUCUGAAGCUCAAAGGGAAUCCAAAAGCCUAAAAAUUAAUCUCAAUUAUGCAGGAGAUGCUCUGAGGGAAAAUUCAUUGGUUUCAGAACAUGCACAAAGAGAGCGAGAUGAAACACAGUAUCAGAUGAAGAAAGCUGAACACGUGUAUGAAAAUGAACAAGAUAAUGUGAACAUACACAAUGAACAGCAGGAGUCUCUGGAGCAGACAUUAUUUCAACUACAAAGCAAAAAUAUGUGGCUUCGACAGCAAUUAGUUCAUGCACGUAACAAAGCUGAUAACAAAAGCAAGAUAACAAUUAAUAUUCAGCUUCCUAAGAGGAAAAUGCAACAUCAUCUCCUAAAAGAGAAAAAUGAGGAGCUAUUUAAUUACAAUAGGCAUUUAAAAGACUGUAUAUAUAUAUAUAUAUGA